This is a messenger RNA of Suillus clintonianus, 674 nucleotides long. RefSeq names its product ribosomal L29e protein family-domain-containing protein. The record is from RefSeq and is a predicted model, not a curated record. The coding region runs from base 138 to 323 and encodes 61 amino acids. Gene Ontology annotation, cellular component: cytosolic large ribosomal subunit; ribosome. Gene Ontology annotation, biological process: cytoplasmic translation. The transcript is spliced from 5 exons. Gene Ontology annotation, molecular function: structural constituent of ribosome. NCBI's taxonomy places the organism in Eukaryota, Fungi, Basidiomycota, Agaricomycetes, Boletales, Suillaceae.
GGAAACCCUUGUGUGGAGUUUGCCGAACCGUGGGAUAGUCAACUAGAUAGUUCUUCAGCCACAUCAUUCGAUAUACCUGAUUCCACCGCCGUCAUAUUGAAAUCUUUGAGUCCAAGCCUCAAGCCAACGUCGACGCCAUGGCCAAGUCCAAAAACCACACCAACCACAACCAGAGCAGCAAGGCACACCGCAAUGGUAUCAGGAGGCCACAAACUAACCGGAGUCGGUCGCUGAGGGGGGUUGACCCCAAGUUCCGCAAGAACGCGCUUUACGCCCUUAAUGGAUCGCGGAAAGCACGGGCUGAACAAAAAGCUACAUCAUGAUUCAGUUGCGAGCAAACUUCCAGUACGCUUUCAUCUCUGGUAUCCAGAGAACAUGCCACACGCUUGGCUGUAUUACCUGCCAUGACUACUACAUAUGGCUUAGGUUAUCGAAAUAUCAUAUCACAUACAUCGCAUCAUCGUGAGCAUCUAUUGUCUGCAAACUUCGACCACCAUUCACCGUCGACUCGCCUGGUUUCUGUCAUUCCGACCAAGAGUUACUUACAACCUCGCAGCCUGUGAGAUGAAGGAGUAAUGCAGCAUCACUAUGAAAUAAGAGACUUGCCCACACAUCACUGCAUGUUCAGGCCGCCCAAUGGUGUUAUGUCUGCCAAAUCUAAGCUUGAAUGAUAG